Messenger RNA from Adelges cooleyi (spruce gall adelgid), 4354 nucleotides. RefSeq lists its product as uncharacterized. The record is from RefSeq and is a predicted model, not a curated record. Bases 16 to 3933 code for a protein of 1305 amino acids. The transcript is spliced from 2 exons. Lineage: Eukaryota; Metazoa; Arthropoda; Insecta; Hemiptera; Adelgidae.
AUGUCUCUGAGAUAAAUGCUCCUUUAUCUUUUGUGUAAUUUUGGGAGCAAAUCGUCUGCUAUAGUUACGCCGCUGAUUGUAUGUAUUGAAUAUAAAUGGUUUGUUGGACUCGCCACAGGCUGCAUUAAUUGUAUCAGCUUCUUGGUGGAUUUAUUCCAAAUUACAGUGUCCGGUCAAGAAAUCAAAUUUGACGAAAACUUAAGAGUCCGUCAUAAUAUGGCCUAUUUUAGAAACAGAACUGUAAUAAAGCACAGUUUAUUUACAAUACUUUUGUGUUUGUAUUAUAUUCAACAUGGCGAUGCGUUUUCAAGGGACCGUCGAGAUUUGCUUGAAGACAUAGCUAAAGCAGCAGCGGCUUCUGUUGCGGGUACACAGAACGAGGCUUCUUCAAGUUGGGAUGCUACUAAAGAUAUUGCAACUAUAACAGCUAAAGUAGUAAAUGAUACUGUUGAGGGUACAAAGAACACGACUACUUCAAGUUGGGAUGCUACUAAAGAUAUUGCGAAGAGUUUGCCGCCUAGGAGCCGUCGGGGUUUCCUUAAAAACUUAGAUCAAGCUGCAAAUGCUACUGUUGAGGGUACAAAGAACACGGCUAACUCAGCUUGGGGUGCUACCAAUGAUUUUGCCAAUAAAACAGCUCAAAAAGCAAGUGAUGCGGUUCAAGAUCCAAAGAACACAGCUUCUUCAAGUUGGAAUGCUACUAAAGAUUUUGCAAAUAAAACAGCUCAAGCAGCAGAUUCUGCUGUUCAGGGUACAAAAAACAUGGCUACCUCUGCUUGGGAUGCUACUAAAGAUUUUGCGAAAAGUUUGCUGCCCAGAAACCGUCGGGAUGUGCUUGCCGACAUAGCUAAAGCUACAAACGCUGCUGUUGAAGGUACAAAAAACACGGCUAAUUCAGCUUGGGGUGCUACCAAUGAUUUUGCCAAUAAAACAGCUCAAGUAGCAAGUGAUGCGGUUCAAGAUACAAAGAACACAGCUUCUUCAAGUUGGGAUGCUACUAAAGAUUAUGCGAAUAAAACAGCUCAAGCAGCAGAUUCUGCUGUUCAGGGUACAAAAAACAUGGCUACCUCUGCUUGGGAUGCUACUAAAGAUUUUGCGAAAAGUUUGCCGCCUAGAAACCGUCGGGAUUACCUUGAAAACAUUGAAAUGACAGCAAAGGCCCUUGCAGGUAAAACAAAAAUAGGUAACUCAGCUGAGGAUGCUACUAAAGAUUGUGCAAAUAAACCAGCUGAAGUAAUAAAUGAUACUGUUGAGGGUACAAAAAACACGGGUAAAUCAGCUGACGAUGCUUUGAAUCAUGAAUAUAUAUUAGCAAGGGAUACUGUUCAGGAUACAAAUAACAUGACUGCUUCAAAUUUGAAUGUUACUAAAGAUUUUGCGAAAAGUUUGCCGCCUAGAAACCGUCGGGAUGUGCUUGCCGACAUAGCUAAAGCUACAAAUGCUGCUGUUGAAGGUACAAAAAACACGGCUAAUUCAGCUUGGGGUGCUACCAAUGAUUUUGCCAAUAAAACAGCUCAAGUAGCAAGUGAUGCGGUUCAAGAUACAAAGAACACAGCUUCUUCAAGUUGGGAUGCUACUAAAGAUUAUGCGAAUAAAACAGCUCAAGCAGCAGAUUCUGCUGUUCAGGGUACAAAAAACAUGGCUACCUCAGCUUGGGAUGCUACUAAAGAUUUUGCGAAAAGUUUGCCGCCUAGAAACCGUCGGGAUUACCUUGAAAACAUUGAAAUGACAGCAAAGGCCCUUGCAGGUAAAACAAAAAUAGGUAACUCAGCUGAGGAUGCUACUAAAGAUUGUGCAAAUAAACCAGCUGAAGUAAUAAAUGAUACUGUUGAGGGUACAAAAAACACGGGUAAAUCAGCUGACGAUGCUUUGAAUCAGGAAUAUAUAAUAGCAAGGGAUACUGUUCAGGAUACAAAGAACAUGGCUGCUUCAAAUUUGAAUGUUACUAAAGAUUUUGCGAAAAGUUUGCCGCCUAGAAACCGUCGGGAUGUGCUUGCCGACAUAGCUAAAGCUACAAACGCUGCUGUUGAGGGUACAAAGAACACGGCUAACUCAGCUUGGGAUGCUACCAAUGAUUUUGCCAAUAAUACAGCUCAAAAAGCAAGUGAUGCGGUUCAAGAUACAAAGAACACAGCUUCUUCAAGUUGGAAUGCUACUAAAGAUUAUGCGAAUAAAACAGCUCAAGCAGCAGAUUCUGCUGUUCAAGGUACAAAAAACAUGGCUACCUCAGCUUGGGAUGCUACUAAAGAUUUUGCGAAAAGUUUGCCGCCUAGAAACCGUCGGGAUUACCUUGAAAACAUUGAAAUGACAGCAAAGGCCCUUGCAGGUAAAACAAAAAUAGGUAACUCAGCUGAGGAUGCUACUAAAGAUUGUGCAAAUAAACCAGCUGAAGUAAUAAAUGAUACUGUUGAGGGUACAAAAAACACGGGUAAAUCAGCUGACGAUGCUUUGAAUCAGGAAUAUAUAAUAGCAAGGGAUACUGUUCAGGAUACAAAGAACAUGGCUGCUUCAAAUUUGAAUGUUACUAAAGAUUUUGCGAAAAGUUUGCCGCCUAGAAACCGUCGGGAUGUGCUUGCCGACAUAGCUAAAGCUACAAACGCUGCUGUUGAGGGUACAAAGAACACGGCUAACUCAGCUUGGGAUGCUACCAAUGAUUUUGCCAAUAAUACAGCUCAAAAAGCAAGUGAUGCGGUUCAAGAUACAAAGAACACAGCUUCUUCAAGUUGGAAUGCUACUAAAGAUUAUGCGAAUAAAACAGCUCAAGCAGCAGAUUCUGCUGUUCAAGGUACAAAAAACAUGGCUACCUCAGCUUGGGAUGCUACUAAAGAUUUUGCGAAAAGUUUGCCGCCUAGAAACCGUCGGGAUUACCUUGAAAACAUUGAAAUGACAGCAAAGGCCCUUGCAGGUAAAACAAAAAUAGGUAACUCAGCUGAGGACGCUACUAAAGAUUGUGCAAAUAAACCAGCUGAAGUAAUAAAUGAUACUGUUGAGGGUACAAAAAACACGGGUAAAUCAGCUGACAAUGCUUUGAAUCAUGAAUAUACAAUAGCAAGGGAUACUGUUCAGGAUACAAAGAACAUGACUGCUUCAAAUUUGAAUGUUACUAAAGAUUUUGCGAAAAGUUUGCCGCCUAGAAACCGUCGGGAUGUGCUUGCCGACAUAGCUAAAGCUACAAAUGCUGCUGUUGAGAGUACAAAGAACACGGCUAACUCAGCUUGGCAGGCUAUGAAAGAUUUUGCGAAUAAACCAGCUAGAGAAACGGGUGACGCUGGUAAGAGUACAACGGACACGCGUCCUCCAGAUCCGGAACUUUUUGAAAAUUUGCCGCCUUCAUUAGUAGAUGACACUGAUGAGGAUACAUCGGACUCGGAACCUCCACCUUGGGAAUCUAUUAACAAUUUAGAAGAUAGAAUGCCGCCUGCAGAAAUGGAUGAAACUGAAGAGGAUAUAUCGGACAUGGGUCCUCCAACUUGGGAUGUUAAAGGUAUAAAGAGAAACAUGCCGCAAAGGGUCCGUCGGGAUUUGCUUGACGACAUAGGUAAAGCAGCAAAUGCUACUGUUAAGGGUACAAUGAACGUUAACUCAGCUUGGGAUGCUACUAAAGUUUUUACGAAUAAAACAGCUCGAUUAGCAAGUGAUACGGUUGAACAUACAAAGAACACAGCUGCUUUAGCUUGGGAUGCUACUGCAGAUUUUACGAAUAAAACAGCUCAAUUAGCAAACUCUACUUUUGAGGGUACAAAGAACACGGCUACUUCAAGUUGGGAAGCUACUAAAAAUUUAGGAAGAAUGUUGCCGCCUAGAGACCGUCGGGAUAUUUUGCUUGACGACAAUGCUAAAGCAGCAGUUAUUCCUUAUAAGGGCACAACGAAAACGACUACUUCAAGUUUUAAUCUUACUAGAGAUUUUGAGGACAGGUCCAAUAGGUUUUGAACAUAGUUAUUAUUAUUGAUGUGUUUUUUUUUUUACUUUAAAUCUCACAGAAAGGUGUAAAUGUCAUACCACACAAUUAAUAUCAGCGCAUACUAGUAUCAAUGAAUGUUACAUUAUAUGUCAAACAAUUCUCAUUUGUAUAUAUUUUUUAAAUAUUGUCUAAAUAUCUUAUAGCUGCCUUGAAAACUAAAGGUUAUUUUAAUAAUAAUAAAACUGUUAUAUUUAAACAUAGGGAUAUUACUUUAAGAACACUAAUCAUUUUUUGAGCUUUGUACAAAUGUAUUUUUUUUAUUUAAUAUUUUAUUAUAAUCAUAAUUAUGACAUAUCCUUGUGAUUACAAUAUAACAUCGGUAUAUACAUAAUAUAUAGGUAUCAUUAAAUAAACCAUGGCAGCUGAAUAGGAACAAAGUUAUUUUUUACC